Messenger RNA from Entrophospora sp. SA101, 897 nucleotides. Lineage: Eukaryota; Fungi; Glomeromycota; Glomeromycetes; Entrophosporales; Entrophosporaceae. The record is from the annotation of a GenBank genome assembly.
AUGAGUGAAGUAAAACAAGACAUAUUCAACACAACUACAACUGAUUCUUCAUCAAAAGAUAAUAAAAUAACUAAUGAUGAAAAAACUAUACAGUUUCAAAUAAAUGAUGAUACUGGAAAUAAUAAAAAUGUUCAGGAAAAUACUGAACCUUGGAAACCACAUGGACCUUGGUAUAAAGAUGUUACAAAACGCAGAUGGUUUGCAUUUGGUUUAAUUGCAUUUUUGAUAGUAAUUGUCAUUAUUGUUGUUCCAAUAUCAGUUUCACAUGCAAUCAAAGAUAAAUAUUGUCUAUUCUCUAAUAGUAGCGAAGAAGCUGAUGAUUAUUUCUUUGGAUCAUCACCAAUAGUAGAAGAUGAUAAUUCAAAUUUAGCUUUACAUUUAAAAGACUUAUAUAGAAACACAACUAUCAAAGAAUUAAAUUUAAGGAUUAAAAAUAUUUUGAGAGCCGAUCCAAUUAUACAAAAAAUUGUAUUUAAUGGAAGAAAGGUUACUGAUGGAGAUAAAGAUUUACAAUAUUAUGGAAUCAAGAAAAAUAGCGUAUUGCAUUUAGACCUUUUGCCAUUUUCACCAUCACCUUCUUAUUUUAAGGAUAAGAAAGAUAAGAAGAAGAAAAAUAUCAUAUUCAAGAGAUUUAUUAAUCCAAAUUUUAUAAAUAAAUUAUAUGAUAAUGCUUUUACAUUAUAUAAUGAUUUUGGUGACAAUAAAUACUCAUCUUCAUCAUCACAAUGUGAAAAAUAUAAGGUGAUUUUUCAACAUUUGGUUAAAGAAAAGUCUUUGGUUAAAAUCAAGAGAUUUGAUAUCAGGAAUGAUCGACUUGAUGAAUAUUGGGUUUCUCCUUGUGAAAACGAAUUAAAACCAUUUGGUGUUCUAGUCAAAAAAGUUGAAAAUUGCGAUUAA